AUGGAUAGCUCGUCGUCAAAUCACACCGCGUCAUCGAGCUCGCCGUCCUCAGCGGGCCUGGGUAUCACCGGCGGCUAUGAGGGCGACAGCCUUGCGCUGAAGGUCAUGAUCGCAUUUUUUCUUGGAUUGUCCAUGUACAAUGUCGUCGAACUGCAGAUAUUGAUAUUCGGCACCUUCCACCGCUUCCGUGGUCUCUAUUUCUGGAGUCUGGUGAUCUCGAGCUUGGGCAUCAUCCCCUACUCGCUCGGCUUCAUCUUCAAAUACUUUUCCAUUCUGACGGGUGGUGGGAAAUGGUUCUCCAUCUUUCUGCUCUCCAUAGGAUGGUAUCCCAUGGUGACCGGCCAGGCGAUCGUCCUCUGGUCGCGACUCCAUCUCAUCGUCACCGGCGACAAGGGACGGAAGAUUCUCAAAUGGACGAAAUGGAUGAUCAUCGUCGACGCCAUCGUCUUGCAUAUCCCCACCACCAUCCUUACCUGUGGAUCCAACGGCGACACCGACACGGAGGCUUUUGUCCGAGGCUACAAUGUCAUGGAGAAGAUCCAGAUGUGUGGCUUCUUCCUUCAAGAGGUCAUCCUUUCAUCCAUCUAUAUCGGCGAGACCGUCCGCAUCCUACGCACCUCGGUGCAGCAGAGUACGCAACGGCUCAUGUAUCAGCUGAUGGCGGUCAACAUCCUCAUCAUCAUCAUGGACUUAGGUCUGCUUGGCCUCGAAUGCGCAUCCCUCUACAUCCUCGAGACGACCACGAAGCCCGUGUUCUACUCGAUCAAACUCAAGCUCGAGUUUGCUAUCUUGGGCCAGCUGGUGCAAUUCGUGGGAGGUCCUCGACAGAAUAGUCAUCGCUCGUCCAGACCCCGUUCGCACAAGGAGCAUCAGCUUGAAGACCGACCUUCGUCGGCCCUCGCUGCUGGAAAUCGUGAGCAUGAUAUCUCCGAUUUCGUCGACCUCACCAAGGUGACAACUGAUGUGACUCGCGCUUCUUUGGCCAAUCGAAGGAGCGUCUCCAUUCGACCAGAUGGCCGAGAUCUCAGUCUUGACUUGGAGAUUGCCAGGAUGGAGUAUGUCGACACUCUUCCGUCGCAGCAGAGAAUGUCCAAUGGGGAUUUGGCAUCAUCGAGGCAGCGAAGGUCUGACGUGUCGGAAAAGGACUAUGGCCAUGAUUGA
Messenger RNA from Capronia coronata CBS 617.96, 1161 nucleotides. RefSeq lists its product as uncharacterized. Lineage: Eukaryota; Fungi; Ascomycota; Eurotiomycetes; Chaetothyriales; Herpotrichiellaceae. Bases 1 to 1161 code for a protein of 386 amino acids. The transcript has a single exon. The record is from RefSeq and is a predicted model, not a curated record.